Molecule: messenger RNA, 906 nt
Organism: Necator americanus (New World hookworm)
Lineage: Eukaryota; Metazoa; Nematoda; Chromadorea; Rhabditida; Ancylostomatidae
Exons: 8
Coding region: 1-906 (301 amino acids)
Biological process (GO): protein ubiquitination
Cellular component (GO): cytoplasm
Molecular function (GO): ubiquitin protein ligase activity
Source: RefSeq, a predicted model, not a curated record
AUGUCUUCCGUCUACUAUUGUCAUCAGUGUCGGAAUCAGGUCCCUUUAAGAAAUACUGAUAUGAUCUGCGGUGUAUGCGGUGGUGAGUUUCUUGAGCAGAUGACAGCGCCACUCCCUCGUCCGCCACCUAGAGUUGUCCAUCAUCAUCAUCAACCUGGCAGAGUACAUUUUCAUCAUCAUCAUCAUCAUCAUCAUCCGCCUACACAACAUGCUCAUGUACAUUUACAACAAGGCUCAAGUCAGAAUUCACCGGAGAACAUCCUUUCUUCUAUAAUGGGAAUGUUCAACAGUCUAUCACAAGGUCCUCCACCAACUUCAUCUCAAAAUCCGGAACCAACAGGGAAUGAUACCGCUAAUAACACUCGUCCACAAGGUCCUCAGAGUAUGACUUUCUCGCUCGAUCAGGCAAUGCAAAUGCAUCCGAUUCUGAGUCAGGUGCUCGCUACUUUGGGUAAUCCAAAUAUGCAAGUCCGUAUACACAUCGGAGAUGACGGAGACGGAACAAUGCACGGUCCGUUUGGUGACUAUGUGUGGGGCGAAAGUGGCAUGGAUCGUAUUGUUACACAACUACUCAAUCAAAUGGACGGAAACACAAGGCCAGUAGGGUUAACGGAUCAGCAGAUCAACAGGUUGCCCAUAAUAAAGGUUUCAAAACAGCAUGUUGAGAAAGACACUCAGUGUACUACUUGUUUCGAAGAUUUUAAACUCGGUGAACUUGUCGUGGAACUGCUUUGUCACCACAUUUUCCAUUGUCAGUGCGUUGUUCCAUGGCUACAGCAGCGUCCAUCAUGUCCGAUAUGUAGACAAGAAGUCGUUGCAUCGCAGUUCCCUGAUCCUGCUCCAGGAGCUCCUACUGUUUCGAGUUUGGAAGCCAAACAUGACUUAAUUGAACCGGAGCUGGAUUAA